Messenger RNA from Medicago truncatula (barrel medic), 2612 nucleotides. RefSeq names its product type IV inositol polyphosphate 5-phosphatase 3. The transcript has 13 exons. Gene Ontology annotation, molecular function: phosphatidylinositol-4,5-bisphosphate 5-phosphatase activity; inositol-polyphosphate 5-phosphatase activity; phosphatidylinositol-3,4,5-trisphosphate 5-phosphatase activity. NCBI's taxonomy places the organism in Eukaryota, Viridiplantae, Streptophyta, Magnoliopsida, Fabales, Fabaceae. Gene Ontology annotation, biological process: phosphatidylinositol dephosphorylation. Bases 141 to 2105 code for a protein of 654 amino acids. The record is from RefSeq and is a predicted model, not a curated record.
CACAAAUUCAGGUUCUCUAUGAAAGAAGAAAAUUGGCAUAGCAUACCAAGAAAAGAAAUUAACACAAUACUACGUUCUUUGCAACUGGAAUCUAAAGAGAAGACUUUACCGCUUAACUUUUGAAAAAAGCUUUGUGAGCAAUGAGAAUUGUCGGUAGAAGACUCAAAAAUAAAAUUCACGUGAUGAAGGAAAGGUCACAGAACAAUCAACAGAGAAAUUGGGCUGAAUUGUGUUGUUGCUCACAAAUACAGCUUUUUUGGGCAAGAGUGGUGAUGCGUAAAUGGCUUAAUAUUGGUAGCAAUGAAUCUGAUUAUAGUGCUGACCCUGAAGAUGAUGAUGAGUUUGAUGAAGAUGAUGAUGAAGAUGAUGAUGAACAUGAAGUGUGGGGAAGAAAGUCAAGGUUUAUGGACAACAGAGGUUUUGAAGCUCCGUCUGAAUCAAAUGACUUUGUUCCAAAGUUAAGGAAACAGAAGUCGUCAACUUAUAGAUCUCAGUACAUAAACACAAAGGAACUGAGGGUAUGUGUCGGAACAUGGAAUGUUGGAGGAAGACUUCCACCUGAUGAUCUAGAUAUUGAUGAAUGGCUUGGUGUCAAUGAACCAGCUGACAUCUAUGUCCUCGGUCUUCAAGAGAUUGUACCCUUAAACGCUGGUAAUAUUUUUGGUUCUGAAGAUACUCGUCCGGUUCCAAAAUGGGAGAAUAUUAUUCGGGAGGCACUUAAUAGAGUUCGACCUUCAGUAACGAAGACAAAAUGCUUCAGUGACCCUCCAUCUCCGUCAAAAUUUAAGCCAUCGGAAGAUGACCCUGAUAUAGAAGAAGAAAUAUUAUUCGAAAGUGAUAGUGACAUUGGCGAGGAAGUCCAUCCUUUGGAUGAAGAACAGAUUAUUUGUGAUGAAAGUACUACAGGCGACAACAUGAAUACAAGUUUAUUGGCUUCCGACGUUGCAGAUAGUGCCAGUGUCAACACUAGUGAACCGGUUAAGAUUGAUUAUAGAAGACAGUUUUCUUUUCCGAAGAGGUUUGAUUGGCCGCAAAGUCCACCAGAAAACAUGGAUGCAUCAAUUUCCCAAAAGGCCAAGACACUAACCAGAAUGCUUAGUGGAUCUGAAAGGAUUGGUUUGAGCUGGCCGGAGCCUCCGCUACAUCUGCUCUCUCAGAGAGUAUUGGACAGACCAACUUCUUUUAAAUCAUUCAAAUCCUUUAAGUCGUUAAAAUCAUUCAAAACAUAUAAUUCUUUCAAGUCAAUAAUGGAUGGCAUGCCGGGAAUGGGUUUGCUUCCUGAAAUUGACCUUGAAGCUUUAAUGAAGCGGAAAAGAAGAUCUCCGUAUGUAAGGAUUGUUAGCAAGCAAAUGGUCGGAAUUUUCAUCACCGUAUGGGUUCGUCGGAGCUUACGUAAACAUAUUCAUAAUUUGAAGGUUUCAACUGUAGGCGUCGGCAUUAUGGGCUACAUCGGUAACAAAGGAUCGGUAUCUGUCAGCAUGUCGAUAUAUCAGACACUUUUUUGUUUUAUAUGCACCCACCUUACGUCUGGUGAAAAGGAAGGAGACGAACUUAAACGAAAUUCUGAUGUUCAUGAGAUCCUUCGCAGAACACAUUUUCAUUCCCCUUCUAUUAUUGGACUUCCUAAAGGAAUCCUUGAUCACGAAAGAAUAAUUUGGUUGGGUGAUUUGAAUUACCGUAUCAACUUAUCAAAUGUGGAAGCAAAAGCUCUUAUCUCGAAAAAGCAGUGGUCAAAAUUGCUUGAAAAAGAUCAGCUGAUGCGAGAACUAAAACACGGUGCAUUUGGAGGAUGGUCAGAAGGGGCAUUAAACUUUCCACCAACGUAUAAAUAUGAGGUUAAUUCAGACAAGUACUAUGGAGACGAUCCCAAGGCUUCAAAGCGUACACCAGCAUGGUGUGAUCGUGUUCUUUCAUAUGGCAAGGGAAUGAGAUUACUGAAUUACAGACGGACCGAGCUCAAAAUAUCGGAUCACAGACCCGUGACUGCGACAUAUAUCGUUGAAGUUGAGGCAUUCUCACCUAGGAAGCUACAGCGAGCCCUAACAUUCACUAAUGCAGAGAUUGAAAAUGAAGAAGCCAUUUCAAGUUUAAUAAGUUGGAAGUAACUGCUUAAUUUGAACAGGGAUUUGUAAAGGAGAUUUAGUGUUUCCAGAAUAUCAAUAUCAAGGAGCAUCAGUUAUAGCUGCUGCAACUUCUAACACACAGAUUGCCAACCACUAAAUAUAGAUUCUUUUUUUCUUUAUUUUGUUUUAUUUUAUUUUCCACUUCUACUUUUGAAGUGGAAAUAGUUUCAUUUUUUGUGUCUUCCCAAUAGGAUUUAGGUUCAAAUGUUUGAAUGGCUGUGUCCUAUAUAUAUGUAUGUACUUGUGUGAUUAAGGUGUGUAUGUUUUUUUGGUCCGGAGUCAAAAUGACAAGCAACAUCUGAAACCUACGCAUACAACUGCAAGGUUUCAAUUGCGAACCUGAGUGAAGGUGUCCAACCUAGCAAUAUCAACAUUGUCAAUUUGUCAGUUGAGUUCGGUCUUACUGACUGAAGUGUGUAUUAUAUGUAAAAUGUUUAAAUGAGUGCUCAACAUGUUUAUAGAAAUAAAGGCUUGUUUUCCUUUUAACAA